GGCUGUUGGAGGCGCCGCCAUCCUGAGUGUAACCUACCGGGCUGCCCUGUGGUUCGCGAUUGCGUUUGUUUGUAAUCCUUGCGAAGAUUAGCCGACUCCUUCUGGGAGGAGGCCCCCCUUUUUGAAGGGGAAAUUGACACUAUUUCAUUUGAUUAUGAGGACAAUGCCAGCUUCUGAAUGAUACAAAAAUUCACUCUGAAACAAGACAAGAGGAAAUGACUGUUACAAAACAAAAGAUGAGCAAAAACAAAGAAGAUGCUCCCCAUGAGCUGGAAAGCCAGUUCAUAUUACGCUUACCCCCAGAAUAUGCUUCCACUGUGAGAAGGGCAAUACAGUCGGGAAGUGUUAACCUGAAAGAUAAAUUAACCAUUGAAUUACAUGCAGAUGGACGUCAUGGAAUUGUCAGGGUAGAUCGUGCUCCAUUAGCUGCUAAGGUGGUUGACCUUCCCUGUGUUACUGAAUCCAUGAAAACCAUAGAUAAAAAAACCUUUUACAAGACAGCAGAUAUCUGCCAGAUGCUUGUGUGCAGUGUGGAGGGGGAUCUUUACCCACCUCCAGAAGAACCAGUUGCUACUACUGAUCCAAAAGCAAGUAAGAAGAAAGAUAAAGACAGGGAGAGAAAAUUCAUCUGGAACCAUGGUAUCACUCUGCCACUAAAGAAUGUCAGAAAGAGAAGGUUCCGUAAGACAGCCAAGAAGAAGUAUAUUGAAUCACCAGAUGUGGAAAAAGAAGUAAAAAGGCUUCUAAGUACAGAUGCAGAAGCUGUCAGUACCCGGUGGGAGGUAAUUGCAGAAGAUGAAACAAAGGAAGCAGACAACCAAGUUUCCCUGGCAGGCUUAGAUAUUUCCUCUCCAGGAAUGAGUGGCCAUAAGCAGGGCCAUGGCUCCUCAGAACAUGAUGAGCUUCGAGAGAUAUUUAAUGACAUUAGCAGCAGUAGUGAAGAGGAAGAUGAGAGAGAUCCUCAUGAUGAUGAAGAUAUAAACAUCAUUGACACUGAGGAAGACCUAGAGAGGCAGCUACAAGACAAGCUUGAUGAAUCUGAUGAACAGCGCCAAGAAAACGAGCAAACAAAUCAGAUGGUUAUGGGAAUUCAGAAACAGAUUGAUAUAAUGAAAGGGAAACUCCAGGAGACCCAGGGGAGAGCAAAACGACAGGAAGACCUCAUUAUCAAAGUAGAAAAUCUGGCACUCAAGACUCGUCUUCAGGCUGUGCUGGAUGAGCUCAAACAACAGGAAGAAAGAGAGAAGCAACAGCUUAGUUCCUUGGAGGAACAACUAGAAUCACUCCUGGAAAAAUAAGUCUCUGCCUAUAAAUUCACUACUCACCUCGUACUGGCAAAUGGCUCAUAUUCCAUCCUUUGGCUUGAAGAUUGUUCAUAUGGAAAUUUGACUUUAUUUACAUUUUACCAUUUUUCUGUUGCCUAGUUUGAAUUUAUCCUGUUUCUCUCUCUGUGGCACCCUUAUUUGCUAGCAACUUAUACACUAUUAAGUAAGACAUAGGUGAGAAAAGUUUGAUUGUAUAAGAGUUUUGAGAUCAGUAGACUAAAUUGUAGAUACUUCCUACUUUUAUUCCAAGACUUUCUUUAAAAAUAUUGAGAAAUUAAUAUUGUUUUGUGGUAAGAACCAACUCACCUGUAAAGAUUCAAAGAUAGAUGCUGAAAGCUUGUUUUAUAUACAUUUUAAGUUCUCAACUGUUACAGAGAACUUCUCACACAUAGAAGACCAAAACACAUGUAGUGGUAGAUAACUCCCACAUAAAUAAAAGUGACUAAUAUACAGCUAUUCAUGUUUAUAACAGAAGUGGCUUUCUCCUGAGCAUUUGUCUAUUUUUCUUUGAAUAAUGUUCAGUGGAUUAACAAACAGCUAUUUUUAUAUAUCAUAGAAUCUUUGGAGAAAUUCUUGUUUGCCAACUUUUAGGGCUACAUUUUUCAUUUCCUCAUCACAGUUGAUAAAAAUAUUAUUCUCUUCUGAUGUUAGAUAUAUUUUUGUUUAAAUUCUGACCUACCUUGAAUUUAAACAUAAUAGAGUUCCAAGUUAAUCUUUCAUGCUGUGAUCCAGUUUUUCCAAUUGUAUUAAAGAAUUAUUUCUUUCCCUA
Molecule: messenger RNA, 2094 nt
Organism: Gracilinanus agilis (Agile Gracile Mouse Opossum)
Lineage: Eukaryota; Metazoa; Chordata; Mammalia; Didelphimorphia; Didelphidae
Product: transcription initiation factor TFIID subunit 7
Exons: 2
Coding region: 216-1298 (360 amino acids)
Biological process (GO): transcription initiation at RNA polymerase II promoter; RNA polymerase II preinitiation complex assembly
Cellular component (GO): transcription factor TFIID complex
Molecular function (GO): RNA polymerase II general transcription initiation factor activity
Source: RefSeq, a predicted model, not a curated record